Odocoileus virginianus texanus is the source of this 495-nucleotide messenger RNA. Lineage: Eukaryota; Metazoa; Chordata; Mammalia; Artiodactyla; Cervidae. The record is from RefSeq and is a predicted model, not a curated record.
AUGGGGGAACCUGCGGGAGGAAAGCGGCCGUGGGAACCUGCCACCAGGCCCUGCUCAGAUGGAGCAUCCCGGGGACCGGGAGCCGAACGUAGGUAUCGUGUCCGGCUGCUGCGCUUCGGGGCAUUUCUUCCCAAGCAGUUGGCGGCUGCUGAGCUGGACGCGAGCGGUGAGGCUGCUGCUGGAGGCGACAGGCUCAUCCAUGAUCGGGACCUGGCCUGGCUGCAGCAGGCAGAUGUGGUUGUGGCAGAAGUGACCCAGCCCUCUCUGGGGGUAGGCUAUGAGCUGGGCCGGGCAGUGGCCCUCCAUAAACCAGUGCUGUGCCUGUUUCGCCCACAGUCUGGCCGAGUGCUCUCAGCCAUGAUCCGGGGAGCAGCUGAUGGCUCCAGGUUCCUUGUGUGGGACUAUGAGGAAGCAGAGGUGGAGGCCCUGCUGGAUCGGUGCUUUGAGAUGGAUCCUCCUGAGCAGGUGGCUGCCUCUCCUGACCCAACUGCUUGA